Stylophora pistillata is the source of this 10199-nucleotide messenger RNA. Its product is annotated as chromatin remodeling protein domino. Gene Ontology annotation, cellular component: Swr1 complex. NCBI's taxonomy places the organism in Eukaryota, Metazoa, Cnidaria, Anthozoa, Scleractinia, Pocilloporidae. Gene Ontology annotation, biological process: chromatin remodeling. The record is from RefSeq and is a predicted model, not a curated record. Gene Ontology annotation, molecular function: ATP hydrolysis activity; histone binding; ATP binding.
AUAUCAAGGCUGUCGUUGCAAGGAAAAUUUUAUGAGACUUGUGAGGGUAAUUUCCGAAAUUUUUGAAACGAAAAAGGUCAAAAUACGCCUCCAAAACCACAUGAAAUUAUCAAAAGAAAUAUGAUGGAGGAAGGUGAUCUUUUCGGCACCUCUCUCAAGGAAUAGGAAUAUUAUGUCAAACAAGCACUUCACGGAGUUAAAAUGAUGCGACGAACGAGCGAAUCAUCGCAAUAUCACGAUGAAACUCCUCGCAGAAAAGCUCGCAGGACACCCUCUCACGACUCGGAAAGACUUCACAGCAACGUGACAGAAAAUGUACCAACCUCACCAUAUUCGGAAAGGUCAUUCCACUAUAUGGGACCUCAUGGAGGCGGAACAGCUCCCAGUCCAACGCGCUCCACUCAACCUGUUAGUCCUCAUCGAAAUUACCCUCACCAUUUCCAGAGAAGUUUUAGUCAACCUGUAGGAUCAACAGGAGAACUCUCUCCAAGAUCUCCAUUUCCUCAUUCAGUAGUUUCGCCUUCACAUUACCAGUCUUCAUCUCCUAUGUAUGUAUCUCCAGCACCUUCUCCUUCAGCGCCACCCUCUACACCUUCCUGUGCGACACCCAGCAGUGUUACAUACACCCUUUCUCAUGGACCAGGUUCAGUAAGCCCACGAGGUGCGGCAUUAAAAACUCCUGACUUUUAUCCUGGCUCAGCUGAUGCAUCACAGUUAAGUCCUGCAGAUCCAAACUUUCCAAUACCAUAUUCUUCUGAACCUAAAUUUCCAGAAUUUGCAAGCCCGAGAGAACAGCAAUUUGUUUAUAGUGGAGGUGGACAUUCUCCUGGUGGAACCAUCCAUCAUCUUGGAUAUAAUACCCCUCGCAGAACCCCACCCCUUCAGAGUCCAACAGCAUUUCCAAAUCAGUUAUCACCCAGUGCAGCCACAUCUCGAAAUCAGUCUAUAGCAAGUCCCCAGGGUUCAAUGAAUCCUCAUAAUGCUCUGAAUGUUAGUAGAUCUCAUGGAGUUCUGAGCAGAGUAGGAGAGAAAUCUACUGUGCCAUCAGGGGACUUUCCAGAAAUAACAAAUUUACGCAAGUUUGUUGUUAAUUAUUACAAUGGGGAACUUGAAACAUUAAAAGCUAACUAUCGUGAGAAGCUCCAAGAGCUCUAUUUUCUUCAAUCUGGAGGACAUAUGAUGGAUUUCUUACAGUGGAAGAAAAGACCAGAUCAACAGUUUCUUGCAUUUUUGAAUUCACAUCGCUUGGAUGAUGCAUCUGCUACAAAUCCUACACCAUCAACAAUGACAGUGUCACCGUCGAGACUAUUCAUGUGGCCACAACAACAAUCUGAUUCUACUAAUCCUGGUGCAACCAACUAUUCCUCACUGCAGAGACAGGUUUAUGAGCAAGCUGGUCUUGAUCCACGAAAAGCAGUUCCCGGUAAUUUUAGUGGAAAUCCCAGUUUCAAAUCACAGCUUUCAGUUACUGAAGGAAUUGCACCCAAUGUUUCUCCUUUUACUGGAAACCAAUCUAUUGCUAGGCCGACCAUGGGCAGUUCAGUUCCACCAUUUUCACGAUCACUUUCUUUACCAAAUCCCCCAUUAGAACCGCAUGCUACACCGGGUCAUAGCAGCAAUCAUUUUGGAAGUGAAUCUACUAAUGUUGCACCAACACCUAAUCACACACCAGGGUUAAAUGUGCCACUUGCAGGAGUAUCUAACCCAACAAUUCCUAACGGACCUACUUCUUUUCCUCAUGGAGCAAAAUCAACUUUGAACACAAGAAGUCAGUCAUUGACAUCUGUACUUGAGCAGCAUUCAUUUAGCUCUCAAGAGGAUAUUGCAGUCGUAGCUAAGAAGGAAGCUGAGGUGCUCAAGAGAGUUUCUGAACUUCGUAAGGAAGGUCUCUGGGCUUUAUCUCGCCUUCCUAAAGUCCAGGAAAUGACGCGGUGCAAAGCACAUUGGGAUUAUCUCCUGGAGGAAAUGCAGUGGCUAGCAACUGAUUUUGCACAAGAAAGAAGAUGGAAGAGAGGCAUUUGCAAGAAGCUCUCGAGAGCAGUCCUCAAAUACCACCAAGAGCAGAGAAGCAAAGAAGUGAAAGCGGAAAAGGAGGAAUCUGUUCGUCUUCGAAAGAUUGCAGCAAGCAUUGCCAAGGAAAUCAAACAAUUCUGGGGUUCAGUCGAAAAGGUUGUUCAGUACAAGGUUCAGAGCAGAUUGGAGGAAAACAGAAAGAAAGCUCUUGACCUGCAGCUUAACUUCAUCGUAGAUCAGACGGAGAAAUAUUCUUCUUGGUUAGCAGAAAGUCUUGCUGUUCCACCAUCCAGUGGUCCUGCCUCUGUAGGGUCCACUGGUCCUUCUUCUCCAGUCUCAUCCAAACCUGAAGUAGGUGGUGAUAGUGAAUUUGAACCUACUGAGGAAGCUGAUGAUGAAGAAACAAUUGACAUUGAAGAGGCUCAUGAAGAAUCCACCUCCAGAGAAAACGAGCUUAACUUGUUAAAACAAGAAAGUGAGAUUCCCUUGGAGAAACUUCUGGAGAGCCUGCCACCAGAGAUGCUAGAAGAGAGAAGUGAUGAAAAUGAAGAAAGUGGAGAUUCAUCAGCUGAGGAUGAAAGUGAGGGGUCAAGCAAAGAAAGUGAUGAUAGUGAUGUAGAAGUGGAUGUUGAAGGGAACAAUGAUGAAGAGGAAGAAUCUUUAGAAAACCAGAAUACAACAAAGAUCAAGAAAGCCAGUGGAAGUGUAGAAGUUGCUGAAGCUGACGAAGACUUUGUGAUGACAGAAGGAGGCACAGAAGAUGAUGAUGAACAAACAUUAGAAGAAGAAGAACAGCUGGAAGAAGGAGAUGAUCACAAAAGUGAAAUUGAUAAUCUCCAGAAGGAAGGUGACAUGCCCAUUGAGGAAUUGAUGAAGAUGUAUAGUGCUGCCGACAAUGAAUCUACAGAUUUGCAGACUGAAGAAGAGAGUUCACAAGAAUCAUCUUAUGAAGAGUUGAGUGCUGCUGAGGGGAUGGAAUACCUUGUGCAACAAGAGAAAGAUGGAGCUAGUGAAUCACAGAAUGCAGAUUCUGAUCCAGACCAAGAAUUGACAGAUGCAGCAGCAACAGCACAGAGCUUACAACCUCGAGGAUUCACUUUAGAAACAACUGAUAUCAAGACCAAAGUGCCAUUCCUCCUGCGAGGUGUUCUUAGAGAAUAUCAGCUGAUCGGCCUUGACUGGCUGGUGACAAUGCAUGAAAAGCACCUGAAUGGCAUCCUCGCAGAUGAGAUGGGUUUGGGAAAGACUAUUCAAACAAUUGCACUGCUUGCUCACAUGGCUUGUGAGAAAUGUGUCUGGGGUCCUCACUUGGUUGUGGUUCCCACUUCUGUAAUGCUGAACUGGGAAUUGGAGUUCAAGAAAUGGUGUCCUGGGUUCAAAAUCUUGACUUACUACGGCAAUCAAAAAGAGAGGAAAGCUAAGAGACAGGGUUGGACUAAACCGAACGCUUUUCAUGUAUGUAUCACAUCCUACAAGCUGGUCAUUCAAGAUCAUCAGGCUUUCCGCAGGAAGAAGUGGAAAUACUUCAUUCUAGACGAGGCCCAAAACAUCAAGAACUUCAAGUCCCAAAGGUGGCAGUAUCUCCUCAACUUCAAUAGCCACUGCAGACUACUUUUGACAGGCACUCCCCUGCAGAACAGUUUGAUGGAGUUAUGGUCACUUAUGCACUUCCUUAUGCCACAUGUUUUCCAGUCUCAUAAGGAUUUCAAAGAAUGGUUUUCCAAUCCUCUGUCUGGCAUGAUUGAAGGGAGCAGAGAGUACAAUGAAGGACUAAUCAAAAGGCUUCAUAAGGUUCUGAGACCCUUUCUGCUGAGAAGACUUAAGCUGGAGGUGGAAACACAGAUGCCCAAGAAAUAUGAACACUUGAUUCGAUGCCGCUUGUCUAAGAGACAGCGUUACCUUUAUGAUGACUUCAUGUCUAGGACUAAGACAAAGGAAACCUUAGAGUCUGGCCACUUUCUUAGUGUUAUUAACAUUCUCAUGCAGCUGAGAAAGGUUUGUAAUCAUCCCGACUUGUUUGAACCAAGACCAACAGUUUCACCAUUCUACAUGGAGGGCAUUGAGUUUUACACUGCGUCAUUGGUGCUUAGAGCUCUUGAUUAUAACCCCCUUAAACAUGUCAGCUUUGGUUACUUGAACUUGUGUGUAGCAGACAUAGAAAGGACAGUAACGAGCUAUGCAGCUUAUCGUUCACAGACUCUUCAGACACCUGCAAAAAUGAUUGUAGAAAUAGACUCCUACCCUGAACCAACCAGGAGGCUGGUUCCUCCAGUGAAACCUCGCAGGAUUUCACUUUCUGGGCAUCCUGUGCCUCCCCUAGGCAGUGUCAAGACAGAUAUAUCCAACAGUAUUCAUCCAAGUGGACAACACAUGCCACAUGUACCCCCUCCCCCUUACUCUGCUCAUCAACAACACAGAGUGCACCCCACAUACACUCCUGGUGCUAUUCCUUAUGGAAUUCCUCCAGGGUGGUCUCAGGACCAUUCGCAACGCCCAAGUUUUGGUGGAUCAUUACCUGGAAGAAUGCCGCCUGGAACUCCUGAAGGGCAACAGCCUCACAGCUACUCAACACGGCACAGUUCUGGUGCUCCUACCGGCUUUCCUGCAUCCAGGAUACUUCUGUCGGGAUUUGGAAGGGAAAUGCCCCCACCUCCACCCUAUCCAGGACCUGGAGCAGGCUAUGAAUCUCAGCGUCAACAUUUGGCAGCUGGGCAGUCGCCCUGGUCAGCUUCUGUUCCCUCUGCCACUGGUGUUGCUGUAGAGUCGCAUCAGUCUGUUCCAAGUAGCGCAAGCUUUCCAGCAGCUCAAAACCGAGCACCAGUAGGACAAACUGUUCAAGAUGGUGUAGCUAUUAGACUUCCCCAUCCUGAAUCAAAACCAGUGUCUCCAACCAAGCGAAUUGCCUUGGAAAGUAAAACAUCACUUCCUGCUCGUGCUGUCACCCAAGCCAACAAAGAUUCACCAUUUUUCUUGGAGAAUCUUUCAGAGAAGAGGCUCAAGGAAAGAAAGCAGAAGCUUGUGCGCAUUUUACGAGUCAACAAUCGUCAUUCUCAAGCACAACCAGUCUAUGGGCUGGAUUUGGUGCAGGCUGUGUCUGUUGUUAAGGAUGUGUGGAGUACAGUGAGAUGUUCUGAAUAUUUGACAAGUAUUUUCAAGACCCCAGAAGACAGAGUGACAGAAAUGAAGGAUAUUUUUAGCAGGUUUGUGUUUGCUAUUCCAUCUGUGGAAGCUCCUCCCAUCAAACUACAUAUGUCCCAUCCUCCGCCAUCCUACUUGUCAAAGAUGCAGAACCUCGAGGAGACACUUCAUGGUGAACUGAUGCCCAAGACAUCUUUUAUGCAUCCAAUUGCUAGAGGCUUGAAGAUGCAGUUUCCAGAAGUGCGGCUUAUUCAGUAUGAUUGUGGCAAGCUUCAAACUCUUGAUCUACUUCUAAGAAGACUAAAAGCUGGAAAGCACAGAGCUCUGAUCUUUACCCAAAUGACUAAGAUGCUGGAUGUUCUAGAGAGCUUUUUAAAUUACCAUGGUUACAUCUACCUGAGGCUUGAUGGUACAACAAGAGUGGAGCAAAGACAGGUCUUGAUGGAGCGCUUCAAUGCUGAUACUCGCAUAUUCUGCUUCAUCCUGUCCACCCGCAGUGGCGGACUAGGUGUCAAUCUCACUGGCGCAGACACGGUCAUCUUUUACGACAGUGACUGGAAUCCCACAAUGGAUGCCCAAGCACAAGACAGAUGUCAUCGCAUUGGUCAAACCAGAGAUGUCCACAUCUACAGACUGAUUAGUGAGAGGACAAUUGAGGAGAACAUCCUGAAGAAAGCAAAUCAGAAAAGAAUGCUGGGUGAUAUUGCUAUUGAGGGUGGAAACUUUACCACAGCAUUUUUCAAAGAGACUACACUAAAGGAUCUCUUCACCAUUGAACCAUCUUCUGAAGCUGUCAACACCCAGCCUAGCAUUACCAAGACAGAGCCCAUUGAUGAAGUUGUGACAGAAGAAUCUCAAAAAGAGCCUGAGACAACUGCAGAAGUUGGUAGAACGAAGACAGGAGGUGGAAAAGUGUCUCAGAGCUUGCUGGAGCAGGCAUUAUUCAAAGCUGAAGAUGAACAGGAUGCUUGUGCUGCUACAAGAGCUAAGGCUGAAGAGGCAGCAGAAUUGGCUGAAUUUGAUGAAGGAAUCCCUCUGAGUGAAGAUGGAAAGGAAGAAGAGCAAUCUAAAGUGGAGGAGGAACUGUCUGCUCUGGAGAGCCAGAUGACUGCUGUGGAAAGAUACGCAAUUCGAUUCUUGGAAUCGUCUGGUGCUUACAUCACACUGGAACAAAUCAAAGCAGCUAAGGAUGAAGUCGAAAUGGCAAAGAAGGACUGGGAGCUUGGCCACCUGCAGGCUUUGAAGAAAGAAGAAGAAAAAAGAGUUGCUGAAGAGGAGGAUGAAAUCUUGUACACAUACACACGAGAGGAAUCCUUGCAGGUUAAAAAGAAUAAGUCAAAAUCGCGUAGAUCAAAACUAAAUAGCAAGUGCUCUAGUAGAAAUUCCCUAACAUCUAAUCGAGCCAAAAAGAACUUAAAAUCAGAAGCCCAAAGUGAUGAGGUUCAAGUGGCUGUCAGGAACAGCCGCAGUACCAGUCGUACUUCAUCCAGAGCAAGCAGUAGAAGUAGUAGUUGUAGUAGCUCGAGAAAAAGUGCAAGAAGAAAUGUGUAUGUAAAUGAUGCUACUGGCGAAGAGAUGCCAAUCUGGACCCCACCCACCCCUCCCCGGGAUGGACAAGAUGAAAUAUAUGUGGACCCAACCUUGGCAUUCUUGUACGAGACAUCACCUAUGGCAACAAACCGUCUCCCACCUCUUUAUUUGACCAAAGAUCGUGUCAGCCGACCUACAUCAGUAUUUGACAGAAAUGGAUAUGAUCCAUUUGCCAGAGCUCGUCGCAGUUCACUGAGUAAGAAGUCAAAAAUGAAACACAUGAAGCAGCAAGUUGCACCCAGUAUAGUGAAACAAGCAGACUAUUCCCAGGGUACUGGAGUUCCAGAAUGGUUAAUCCAUGAAGACUGGGCUUUAUUACAGGCUGUUAAUUCAUUACAAGAAUUACCAGUGGAUCUUGCCGUAAAUGUUCCAAGUCAAACACCCAACUGGGACAUUGUCUGCGACAUUGUCAAUCUCACAAGUCGAACAUUCCGCUCAGCUCGACAGUGCCGUGAUCGCUACAUGAACAUGAUAAUUCCCAGAGAGGAGGGGAAAGUUCCCUUGCCUGUAGUAGAGGAGAGCUUGAAGAAGCUGAAGACAAGGUUGAAGUCAUUUUCUCAGCCUUACAUUACCCAACCUCACAGUCUACCAGUCAAGAUUAAAGGCACAAAUGGAAGAUCAUUCAAGACACAUCAUAUACUGGCUCAAGAUGGUGGCCGCUCACCAACUGUUGUACGAUCAUCUGUGUUUGAACUUGUGAAACGCACUUCACAAAAGAGAAAACCACCUCUCAGGCAAAUGUUGGUGGAUCCGCAACUAAAGAAUUUCACACAUUCUGCUAUAUUAAGGGCCAGUGGUAUAUCAGAGGAGAAGACUUUGAACCCAGUUCAGUUGGCUACCCUGAAAGCAGAACGAAUUGCCAGAGAAAAAGCAGCAGCUGCUCAAAAUGCUCUACAGCAGCAACAACAACAACAACAACAACAGCAGCAACAACAACAGCAGCAGCAACAACAACAACAACAACAACAACAACAACAACAACAACAAAAUCAACCAGUCACGACACCUGCACAAUUACAACAACCACAGAGCUCCCAGCUUCCACAACAGACUGCAACCAAACAGUUGCCAGCCAGUGUGCAGUCACUGCCAGCGCAAAAAUUGACCACUACCACUCAACUGAACUCCACAUCUGUAGCAGCAGCAGCAGCACUUCAGAAAAGUGCAACUCUUCAGGGAGCUACAGGAACCACACCUGCAACAACUUUACUCAAGACAUCAGCUCCUGGUAUUGUGCUCACAGGUCAGACGGUUCCAACUGGGACUGCAUCCAGCAUUGUGGUUAAUACACAUAAGGGUAAUGCAGCAGGUCUGAGCUCCAUUGCAUCUUCUUCAUUUGCUACCAUCAACAAAAGGAUGCAAGGAAAACUGCCAACCCCUCUUGUUCAAGUGCAAACUAAGGUGUCUUCAGCUGGUGUAGCCACAACAAGAUUACUGCAGACUCAGCCACGUCAAGUGAGUAGUUCUCUGGCGUCAAGCACAGCAACAUCACUUACACUAGGUGCCACAACCAGCAUGACAUCGGCAUCAUCAUCAUCAGCUGUGGUCAGUCAGAUUGGAAGGCAGACUACUCCAUCAGUUGUCACUGCAAGUCAUAAUCUGCCGGUAUCACCACAGCAGUUUGUAAAUCAACAAGGUAUUACGUACACUCCACAGCAGGUUGCAUUGUUUAAACAACGACAACAAAAACUACUACAACAACAGGCGCAAUUGAAAAAGGUGCAACUAGAUCAGAUGCGACAUCUUCAGAUUCAACAAGUUAAACAAGGUCAGGUGACACAAGGUGCUGUUGCAUCUACUGCCAGCUCAAUUGCAAAACCAGGCACAUUGCAGCAACCUGGUGUACAACAGAAACAGCAGCAGAUUGCAAACCUGCAGCAAGCAACCCUUUUGCAGAAGAAGGCUACUGCACUCACCCCACAGCAAUUUCAGCAGCUCCUGGCAACACCAAACAUUGCACAGUUAAGUCCUCAGCAACAGCUGCAACUACAACAACAACUUAAACAACGCCAGAUGAUGCAAAAGAUGGCAAUAAGGCAACAGCAACAGCAACAACCGCAAAAGGCAGUGGGAGGGGUGGCCAGUCUUCAAGGUGCACAGGGUGGCCAGAUGGCUACUGCCUCUGCUACAGUGACAACACCAAUGACAUCUCAGGCUCAGCUUCUUGUGGCACAACAGCAGGCGGCAGGUACUGCUCAGAAGAAGUCGGUGACUCCUCAGUCCUUGGUCAAGCUGGGCACUCCACAGAUUCGGCAACAACCACAGCAGUCUCAGCAACCCCAGCAGAUGACUACUGUCACACUGCAGCGGAACACAGCAGCAGCAGUGCAACUGCUUCAGAAACACCAGCAGCAACAACAACAACAACAACAACAACAACAGCAGCAGCAGCAAGUUCAACAACAACAACAAGUUCAACAACAACAACAACAACAGCAGCAGCAGCAAGAUCAGCAACAGCAACAACAGCAACAUACAUAUGCUAUGAGGCAGCGUAAACAUUAAAGAAGCUUCAGUCAUUCCAUUCAAACUUGACACUUGUUUAAAGGAGUUUUGUAAAAUUAGAUAGCAACUGUACAUUUUCAUCUCUUUUUUUUUUUUUGGUACUGAGGGUGAAGAAGUAUUUCACCAAAGUGUCAGCCAUAUUUUCAUGUUAUGCAUUCUUUAAGUGUAGAUAAAGUCAAGACAGUUGGUUGUCAUUGUCAUGAAGGGGUUACCUUGCUUUCAUAGUUUUAAUUCUGAUGCAUUUUUUUUCCUUUUGUCAUGAUGCUGAAACUUAAGUUGAAAACCGCUGUUCAGUUUGUUUUCCACCCAUGGGGGAUUGUUAUUUUUUUGUUUCUUUUUUUCCUCCAAGACAUGGUGGUUCUAGUGUUUAAAGUAUUCAUUUGGGUUCCAAUUUAUAGUUACCGUAAGUUGUAUUUAAAAGUUUAAUAUUGGAAAUUUUUUGUUCAUUAAGGUACAUAAUUUCCUGUGAGUAUGGAAGCAAGCCCUCUCUUAUGACAUGAUUUGUUUGUAACUGCCUUUUUGGUUUUAUUUUUUCAUAUUAGUGAAGAAACUGAACUGCUUGGAUGAUGAGCAAGUACUGUGUGAUUUGGCCAGUAUAAAUAAACCACUUCACAAUUUGCUUACCGCACCAUUAACCUUAAAGUCCACCCCCUCUAUGCACAUUUAAAAAGGAAACCCUGCUUUUAUUGGAAUAUGAUUGCAUUAUUUGUAAUUGGCCAUUUAUUGUUUAGUUUAAUUUACCUAGUCCAAGAUGGUGUGAUUUUGCAAUCGACAACAAAGAUACAGUUUAUCUAACAUAGUGAUAAUUGUUUGAACAUGUGAAAUAGUUUCACCAACUAUGAAAUGCUUCUAUACAUCCAAUGAGCCCCCUUCUACUCCUUGGGCAAGAAUUCAGUUUUGAUGUUCAUUUAGGACUUUGUGGUGUUUGAAAUUAAACCAGUGAUUAAAAGGCA